AUGAAAAUUGAUGCGCUUUCGUUACUUGCCCGGGUCAUAAAGUGUCAUGAUCAUAGCGUGUUCGCUCCUCACCUUGAAAGCAUUGUCCAGUUGACAGUGGGCGCUAUUCAGGACAGUUUCUACAAGGUAUCCGCUGAGGGACUCAGUGUAGCAUCACAUCUCGUACCAGUUAUUCGUGAUUGUGGCUGUGGUAAUCUAGUGCCGACUCUUUACAAAGCUAUUUUUGAUAAAUUGAAUAUUAACGAUAUUGAUCAGGAGGUAAAGGAGCGCGCCAUCUAUGCGGCUGGACUGUUCAUUUCUACUUUUGCUGACGAUAUGCCUGCAAUGGUCCCGACUACACUGGAGCUUAUGGUGGAACGUCUUCGUAACGAAAUGACCCGACUGUAUGCUGUCCGAGC
Cooperia oncophora is the source of this 398-nucleotide messenger RNA. The record is from the annotation of a GenBank genome assembly. NCBI's taxonomy places the organism in Eukaryota, Metazoa, Nematoda, Chromadorea, Rhabditida, Trichostrongylidae.